UGGGGUCACAGGCAGGGUUGAAUUUCCCGUUCUAGCCCGUUAACCGUGGGGAGAAAUGGUUCCUGUCCGCAGCCACACCUCUCCUUACCCUCCCCGUGGUUACACGGUGUGGGAGGGACAACCUCUCUAAGGCAGCGCUCCCUCGUGGUACAACAUUUAACCGACGUUUGCAGCGAGGCAAAAGUGAAACUGGCUUUGGGCCGACGCCCUUCGCUUCCUCAAGCCUGAGCGGACGGCCCAGCGGGGGAAAUCGGGGCAAACGGCGCGGUGGUGAGGCCGGCAGCGGAGUGGGACGUGUGGAGGCGGCUGUGGGGCAGGCGGAUGCGAUGGAUUCCUGGGUGCCGCUUCUCCUCGUCCUCGGUGGGUUCCACCAUCACCCAACCGAGGGGCUCGAGGUGACUUGCUCUCCGUACCCGAUACUGACGCACGUUGGUUCUGGGGUGGUGCUGGAGUGCCAGGUGCUCCCCAUCAUGAACCUUCAGGAUAAGGAGAUCCGCUGGAUGAAGGGCAAAGCCCUGGUUCACCUCUACCGCUUCAGCCAAGACGAGAAUAGCCAGCAGGACCCCAGUUUCCAGGGCCGGACCCAGCUCUUCAAAGACGAGUUCCCGAAGGGCAACGUCUCGCUGCUGCUGCAGAACGUUGAGUUGUCCGACCGGGGCACCUACAACUGCUUUGUGGAAGUGUCGCCUGACACCAACCAUGACUCCAAUGUCGAGCUGAGUGUGACCAGUGUCGGGGAGCUGCCCUCCAUCAACCUGCUGCGGUACACGAGCAGUGGCAUUCAGCUGGUCUGUGACUCCCAGCAGUGGUUCCCUGCUCCGAUGGUGAGGUGGAGAGACCAAAGCGGCAAGGUCUUGGCCGAGGAAACCCAGACCACCACUGAGCAAAACUCCAAAGAUUUCUACCAUGUGCGGAGCAUAAUCGAGGUGACGGAAGGCUCUGGGAACAACUACAUCUGUCUGAUAGAGAGCAAGGUCAUGAAUCAAACUCUCUCUGCAGAGUUUGAUGUGCCAGAUGAAUUCUUUCCCCGGACAUCCAAGUGGCUCUCUGGCUUCCUCCUCAUCUUCUUCCUCCUGAUCGUAGUCGUCGUUUUGCUCGUGUUAUUCUUUCGGAGGCUCCAGAAGCACAUCAAAGAUCUCAAGAAGCGACCGACAGCCAAAGAGUACAUGGAUCUGCAGAUGAAGAAGAAUGCACUCAAAGAGGAACUGGGUACACUGCACGGCAACCUAGAAAGGAUUCGCGUUCUCCCAAAAACAGCCAUUAACAGAAUCACAAGUGUUGCUGCUUCUGUGACACUCGACAGUGACACUGCACACCCGGACCUGAAGAUAUCUCCCGAUCUGACCACUGUGAGCCAUGCAAAGGGACUGAAUAUUCCUGCUGGAAACAGCAAGAGGUUUGACUCCAUGUUAUCAGUGAUGGGAAAGGAAGGAUUCAGCUGCGGCAGGCAUUACUGGGUGGUGCAAGUGCGGAGCAACUCUGAAUGGGACCUGGGAGUGGCCUUGGAUAAGGUGGUGAGGCAGGGAAUUACCCCUCUGAGCCCAGAUAAUGGAUUCUGGACCAUUGGAUGUCAUGAGAAGGACUACAGAGUCAACGCCACUACCAGCGCACAAAUCUCCAUCCAGCCACUCACCCAGGCACAGAUCCAGAUGAUUGGAAUAUAUGUCAACUACAGUGAGAGAAAGGUCCUGUUCUGCAAUGCUGAGACAUACUCUCAUCUCCACACUUUUGAAAUGUGCAAUUUUGAGGGGGUAAUAUUUCCCUUCUUCAACCUCUCAAAGCAGGGAGAGCCUCUGAAGAUUUGUAGGGUUGCACCUUCAGCAUAAAUAGUCCAUGUCGCUCGGGCAUCAUUUGUCCUGAGCAAUGUGGGAAUCCUGUGCCAACCUGUCAGAUGGUGCAGUGCCCUGCUGCAUCUCUGAGAACAGAUAACUACAGCCAGAAAUGUCCUGGCCUUUUCCCACUUUCUCCAGGGCUGACUUAGAACCAAUUUUAUGGCUUCAUGGUGCAAAUGUAUUGCUGGUCAACAAAGUGAUGCAGAUGCUUCCUGAAUCCCUGACUCCAAACCCAUGGUAGUUGGUGUGCCAGGGUGAGCUUGGGGAAGCUUCGUUCACCCCUGAGCCAGGUCUGCAGACCUUCCCAUUAUUCCUGCCUAUAUUUCUAUCCCUCAGUUCAUUCCCACCCAAUUUCAAUCAGAGCUUGCUCACUGCUCCUUCGAGGGACUUGCAUCCACCGCCUCCUUCCCUUCCACCCCCUCCUCCUCCACCUUUUCGAUGAUGAUGGCAUUUCCUGGUUAAAUAGAAACAUGGGGAAUUGCCAUGCAUUCCUAGAUCGACCAGGGAAAUUCGGCAUUGGGAGUCGUGUGAUUCCUGAGGGGUGGGGGGGUGGGGUGGGGAAUGUGUCCUAGGGCACCAUUUAGGAUCUUGUAUGAAAUCUCUACUUCUGCUUGUGUUGCGCAGUUUGUAAACUGUAAAAUCACUGUUAUUUUUUGAAUAAAUAAUAUUUACCCUU
Molecule: messenger RNA, 2508 nt
Organism: Pristis pectinata (smalltooth sawfish)
Lineage: Eukaryota; Metazoa; Chordata; Chondrichthyes; Rhinopristiformes; Pristidae
Product: butyrophilin subfamily 1 member A1-like
Exons: 12
Coding region: 327-1826 (499 amino acids)
Molecular function (GO): protein binding
Source: RefSeq, a predicted model, not a curated record